AUGGGCCGUUUCUUUAUCCCGCGACAAUGGCGACUUGUGCGCUAUGUCUGGUUCCUUAUGAUCUUCGAAUUUCCGUUCACAGUCGCCAAUCUUGCGCUGUUCGGUAUUGCGUCGCCAAACCUGUAUCGAACUAUCUUGUGGAAUGAGGGCGGAAAGAUGGGAUUCAAUUCGGAUUCGUCGUCCAUUAUCUACGCAUACGCAAACUACCGGCCUGUGAAGAUUCCAUUGGUUUGGACUGGAUUCAACACACAAUACCACCUCGUAAUCGGUGUAGUAUGCAUGUUCUUCUACCUGAUCAAAGUAACAAUGUGGCUGCUACACGUCUUCUUCCCCAUCUUCUCCAUCCUGCUCCACAUGCCCCUCCUCGCCAUCUGGGCCUACGGAAUCUACAUCCAGACCUCGCCCGACACCAUCGACCCGAAGCGCAGCAACAGCGGCGCGCCAUGGUAUAUCACCAAGAACUGCAAUAUCGUGGAGGACAAGCAGAUUAGGAGCUAUUGCAUGCAAGCCAAGAGCAGCUUUGCAGUUAGCUGUAUUAUGCUCACGAUCUACGUCCUCUUCCUCGCCAUCAGUUUCUACUCAAUGUGGCCGACAAAAGACGCCCUCACCACCCACAAAACCCGCUUCGCCGAAAAGAAAGCCGAAAAAGAAAAAUGGUCAUCCACACCCGACGGCUCUAACGAAAUGACCGCCGAAGAGCAAUGGCAGCACAUGUGGGAGCUUCAACAACUGCCCCGCACCCCCGGCACAAGCGGCGGAAUGUACCUGAAGAGCCCUAUGACGCCGCGCACGCGUGCGUUUGGCGAUCUAGAAGGCGGGACCGGGUAUGCCCAGCAGGACUUGAAACCGCAUCCGAAUUGGAGUUGGUAUGGUGGGCGCGCGGAGGAGGGGGGCUUUGUGCAGGUGCAGCAGGUUAGUCCUGUGGCGGAGCAGGAUGAGUGUCAGUACGGGUAUGAGGGGAAGGGGAAGGGGGUGGGAUUUGCGCACUGA
Molecule: messenger RNA, 990 nt
Organism: Macroventuria anomochaeta
Lineage: Eukaryota; Fungi; Ascomycota; Dothideomycetes; Pleosporales; Didymellaceae
Exons: 4
Coding region: 1-990 (329 amino acids)
Source: RefSeq, a predicted model, not a curated record